Messenger RNA from Meyerozyma guilliermondii ATCC 6260, 1488 nucleotides. RefSeq lists its product as uncharacterized. Gene Ontology annotation, biological process: transmembrane transport. Gene Ontology annotation, molecular function: transmembrane transporter activity. Gene Ontology annotation, cellular component: membrane. The coding region runs from base 1 to 1488 and encodes 495 amino acids. NCBI's taxonomy places the organism in Eukaryota, Fungi, Ascomycota, Pichiomycetes, Serinales, Debaryomycetaceae. The record is from RefSeq and is a predicted model, not a curated record. The transcript has a single exon.
AUGUCAGAUAUUGAACUGCGCAAUAAGUUUGACGCUGCCUAUGAGUUCGUGGCGGUAAAUGAUGUGGAUUCUGAGUUGGAAACGGCUGCAAAUUAUCCCAAACAUGUUUAUCGUCGAGUAGAUUGGGUGAUCCUUCCUCUUCUUUGUGGGAUUUAUUUCUUACAAUUUCUUGACAAAUCUCUUUUAAAUUAUGCUGCGGUGAUGGGGAUCAAGGAUAAUCUUCGAGGGAACCAAUUCAGUAAUUUGGGAACCAUAUUGUAUGUGGCUUAUAUUGUGUUUGAGCCUAUAAGUGCAUACUGUUUCCAAGUACUUCCACCGGCAAAAUUUUUUGCCUUCUGUGUGACUGCUUGGGGGAUAGUGGUUGCUCUCCAUACGGUGUGCACAUCUUAUGCUUCGUUGAUGGUUAUUCGAGCACUUUUAGGAUGUUUUGAGGCUUGUGUUGCACCAGGAUGUAUCAUUAUUACCGGGAUGUGGUACUCGCAUCGCCAACAAUUGACGAGAAUGGGGUUCUGGUCGAUCCAGGCAGGAACAUCGACAAUUUUAGGUGGUCUUUUAUCAUUUGCUUUUCAACAUGUCGACUCGUCGAAGACUUCUCUUAAAUCUUGGCAGAUUUUUUUCUUGAUGAUGGGACUAAUAACGGUGGUUUUCGGCGUGGUGGUGUUUGUUUAUCUUCCUAAUAACCCGCUCGAGGCUACGUUUCUCGAUGAUGAACAAAAAAAAGUGGUUCUCAAUAAUAUUCGUGAAAAUGAAACCGGAACCGAAAAUAAAACCUUUAAAAAAGCUCACAUUUAUGAACUUUUUUUCCACGAUAAACAUACCUGGCCAAUGUUUAUUCUCACAUUGAUCACCAUGAUUCCAACUGGCUCCGUCAUAACCUUCAGCGUCACCAUUAUAGCUUCUUUUGGCUACUCCAGUAAACAUGCUGCUCUCAUGCAAAUGCCCGUGGGAGUGUCCACCAUAAUUCUGAUUCUUGGUGCCACCUACUUGUGCUCGUAUUUCAAUGGAAAGCACCGAAGCCAUAUUUUCGUUUCGCUUCUAAUUCCUGCCAUUAUAGGCUAUAUCGUGAUGCUUUCUUCAACCAACCAAAUCGGCAAUUUACUUUCGGUCUACUUGAUCAAUGUUGGAACCUGUGUUAUCACCAUGAUCUACGCCUGGAACUCGAAAAAUACAGCUGGCUAUACCAAAAGACUCGCCAGAAAUUGUCUCACAAUGAUAGCUUUUGCCGUAGGCUGUUUGAUCGGUCCGCAACUUUUUAGGGCUUCCGAUGCACCCCAUUACAGAAGAGCAAAGAUAACUCUUCUAGUGUUGUCAGCGGUGCUGAUUCCACUUGUAUAUGCCAUUGGACACAUUCUGAAAACGGAAAAUCGAAAGCGAGACCAACUUGAAGGCACCAAAGCUGAGCAAGAAUGGUACGAAAAAGUUGGCGAAAACUUUCAGUUCAAGGACUUGACUGAUGUGGAGAAUAUUCAUUUUCGGUACCUGUACUAG